AUGGGUACUGUUCUGUCUCUGUCGCCGAGGUCAAGGAAGGCAGCGGGCGGUGUGUGUGUGGACGAGAAACCGGACCUUGCGACCGGCGGGAAACCACAGGAGAAGAGCCUAAAGAAGCGCCACUCGGUGCUGCUCCAUGCUUUGACGUGGAAGCGGCUGGUAGCCGCAUCGGCCAAGAAGAAGAAUGCCAAAAAGGUGAACCCCAAACCCGAGGCCAGCAAGGCCAAAUCCGACCCCUUGGUGGACCAGCUCAACACCGACAACAUCAAGAAAUCACAACCGUCCAACGGAAUACUCGACCGAAAACCGACAGGGCCCAAACCCGGGCCAAUUCCUGUGCCUGUUCCUACAGUACCGGACCAGACCCGGCGGCAGACCCAGAAUGGACGCUUAUUCAUCUCCCCUCGGAGGGUGGUGGUGCAGGCGUCCACCGGCGAGCUCCUGAGGUGUCUCUCUGACUUUCUCUGCCGCCGCUGCUUCAAGCUCAAAGAGCUCACGGCCAAUGAGGUCAUCCUGUGGUUCCGUAACGUGGACCGGGCUCUGUUAGUGCAGGGCUGGCAGGACCAGGGCUUCAUCACCCCGGCUAACCUGGUCUUCGUCUACUUGCUCUGCCGAGAGGCCGUGGAGGAAGACACGGUGUCUGAAUACGAGCUGCAGGCAACCUUCCUCACCUGCCUGUACCUGGCCUACUCCUACAUGGGCAACGAGAUCUCCUACCCGCUCAAGCCGUUCCUGGUGGAGUCCAGCCGGGAGGCCUUCUGGGAGCGGGCCCUUGGUCUCAUUGACCGGAUGAGCGGGCCAAUGCUGAGGAUAAACGCAGACCCGCACUACUUUACCGAGGUGUUCCAGGACCUGAAGAACGAGGGAGGGUCAAGGGAGAAGGAGAAGGAGAAG
Salvelinus namaycush (lake trout) is the source of this 894-nucleotide messenger RNA. It is a transcript of the gene cdk5r2a, whose product is annotated as cyclin-dependent kinase 5, regulatory subunit 2a (p39). The annotation marks the transcript as partial. Gene Ontology annotation, cellular component: protein kinase 5 complex; cytoplasm. The record is from RefSeq and is a predicted model, not a curated record. Gene Ontology annotation, molecular function: protein kinase binding; cyclin-dependent protein serine/threonine kinase activator activity. Gene Ontology annotation, biological process: positive regulation of cyclin-dependent protein serine/threonine kinase activity; activation of protein kinase activity; brain development. NCBI's taxonomy places the organism in Eukaryota, Metazoa, Chordata, Actinopteri, Salmoniformes, Salmonidae. The transcript is spliced from 2 exons.